Drosophila hydei is the source of this 2292-nucleotide messenger RNA. Its product is annotated as facilitated trehalose transporter Tret1. The record is from RefSeq and is a predicted model, not a curated record. Gene Ontology annotation, cellular component: membrane. Lineage: Eukaryota; Metazoa; Arthropoda; Insecta; Diptera; Drosophilidae. The coding region runs from base 170 to 1738 and encodes 522 amino acids. Gene Ontology annotation, biological process: carbohydrate transport; transmembrane transport. The transcript is spliced from 4 exons. Gene Ontology annotation, molecular function: sugar transmembrane transporter activity.
UUUGAGUUUGGGAGGCAUUUUACAUGGCAAGCACAGUUUAGUCGUUCGGAACGUCUCGAUGUUGUUGGAUUACGAAGUUGCACCUUCAGUUUAGCCAAAGUUACUUUACUUUAGCGGAAAACGACUUUCGCUUCUGCGCUAUUUGCUAAAAGAGACAAAAACAGAAGUAAUGGACUUGAAAGUCGAGGAUCGGGGAGAACAGCUGCUCGGUAGUCCUUCCGAAAGAGGUGAGGGUCAGCACACACAGAUCGUAAAUGGACUAAAUCGAGUCGCAAAGAAAAUACCACUGGGCGAACAAUCACGUGCAGUGCACCGCCAGGCAUUGAUGGUUAUACUGGCCAAUAUGGGUGUAGUAUCGACUGGCUUAGCCCUAGCUAUUCCUACAGUUUCACUGCGCCAGCUGACUAGCGAACUGGAACCUGUAUAUUUGAAUGACACACAAGCGUCCUGGUUCGCUGCCAUCAAUACAUUAUCUUCUCCAUUGGGUGGCCUAUUGUCGGGUUUGCUGCUCGAUAGAAUUGGACGUAAGCGAACUCUCUAUGUGCUAAAUGUUCUAGCCAUCACGGCUUGGACUCUGCUUGCCACACCGAGCUCAACAAGUUCAGAAGCAUUUUACUGGCAGUUGCUCGUAUCACGGUUCAUUAUUGGAAUAGCCAUGGGUCUAGCUAGUGCGCCUUCUGGUGUUUAUGCGGCUGAAAUUAGCUUGCCCAAGUUACGUGGCAGCCUUAUACUUGGUACCUCCAUAUCAGUGGCUUUGGGCAUCACGAUUCUGUAUAGCAUUGGUUACUUCAUACGGGAUAAUUUUCGACUCAUUGCGCUUAUUUGCUGUUGCUAUCAGAUUACCGCUUUGCUUUGUGUGCUCCCAUUGCCAGAGUCGCAUAGUUGGUUGUUAUCUAAGAAGCGUGUGGAGGAGGCUAAGAAGUCACUUAAUUAUUUUCGUGGGCUCAACAAGUCAUCACACAUUGCACAUAAUGAAGUUUUGGAGGAGUUUAAUAUUUUGCAAAAGUCACUGCAACUCCGUGAUGGUGAGAGGAAGCCCUCUUUCUUAAGCUGCCUAAAACUACCUGAGGUAUACAAGCCGCUGCUGAUUCUGAUGGGUUUGUUCGCCUUUCAGCAGCUUUCGGGAAUUUUCGUGGUCAUUGUGUACGCCGUUCAAAUCUCCACUGAAGCAGGUGUCUCGAUUGAUCCGUUUAUGUGCGCCGUUCUCAUUGGAACAGCGAGGGUAGUGACAACUUGUCCCAUGGGCUAUGUGCUAGAAAAGUGGGGUCGGCGACGUGCUGGAAUCAUUUCAACUUUUGGCAUGACCGUCUCCAUGUUACUCCUGGCUGGUCAUGGUUGGUUUGAAACUCUUCAAAGCAUACCUUACCUACCAGUCAUAGCUAUUGUAAGCUUCAUUGUACUUAGCACACUUGGUCUAUAUACUCUGCCUUUCUUCAUGAUUUCGGAGCUGUUUCCUCAAAAAGUGCGUGGUCCGGCUUCAGGUCUAACUGUGGCAGUGGGUAUGUUCUUUGCCUUUUUGUGCAUCAAAAUAUAUCCGGACUUAAAGUCGAGCAUUGGAAUGAACAACUCUUUUGUGUUCUUUGGUGUAAUGUCUUUCUUGGCUAUGGCAUUCAUCUAUUGGAUCCUGCCCGAAACACGCCGACGCACUCUUUUGGAGAUCGAGGAGCAAUUUCGUACUAGCCAGCAGAAAAGGAGACUGACCGAAGUUGAAAUGCAAGAGGUUUUCCUAGGGAGAUAAGAGGCAGACAAAUAAACAGUAAAUCAAUAUUGAAUAGACGCGGGCUUUGUGCUGUGAUACAUACAUUUACAUACAAUUUAAAGCUUACAGAUAUUAAUAAUGUAAUUUAUUUCAACAGUCUAACACCACCACUUUAUAUAAAAAAGAUUAAAACGCCCCUUCUCCGUAUAGCAUUAACACUAGAGCCUCUCGCCAACGAGUGCCGCCUCUACCAAAACCGCCACUGCACUCCCUAUUAUUCAAUCGCAAUUUAGAUUUUUCGAACAGAGCACAAUGCACGCAUUUGAAUGAUUGUGUGCACGUAAUCAGGUGAAAUUCGUGCGCUUGGCGCUGCUUGCCACGUGCUUUUGCAAAUUGGCCAAACGUUUUGUUUAAUCAUUUCUGUUUUACUUAAUGGAUUUUAAUUUGGAGAAUUCAAAAUAAGCCUAAAAAUUUAAAUUGUAUAAGAUUUACACAAUAGCCAAAUUUAAAAUUUGACGGCUCUAGCUCGUAAGCCGAGAUUAUAAUUUAAUAACUGCAUUUCGAUCAUGUUUUUAAUCGAUAACAACAAAACG